AUCACAAAUCAAUGUGCCACUGCCACCCGCGUAAAUCCACAAAAGAACAGAGUAAUCCGUUCACAUAAAGCAACCAACAUAUCACUUCAUCUUUCCAAGAUUUCAAAAUUAAAGAUUACCCAUUUGUAUUUCAAUGCUUUUUUAUACACAAGUUCAUGACUUUGUGGUUAAUUUUGUGUUUUCUCAAAGAAAGAUCAAAACUUUCUAUACAAGUUCAUAACUUUAUGGUUAAUUUUGUGUUUUCUCAAAGAAAGAUCAAAACUUUUCAUUCAAGUUCAUGAGUUUAUGGUUAAUUUUGUGUUUUUUCAAAGAAAGAUCAAAACUUUUAUAUAAAAGUUCAUGACUUUAUGGUUAAUUUUAUGUUUUCUCAAAGAAAGAUCAAAUCUUUUUAUGUUUCCAACAAUACCCUUGUUUGAUUUUCAUGUUUGUUGAAUUUUAAUCACAGUUUUAUCUGAAUCUUGAAAGAAAGAUAAGGUGUUAUGAGCAGGGAUAAUAAAAGAUAAAAUGUGGAUCUUGUGGGAAAUUGGAACUAGGGUUUAGCAGAGGAUUUGAUUUUAAGUUUGAAUUUGUAAAGAUUUUAUAAAAAUUGAAACUUUAGUGAAAGUUCUUUUUGGGUGUGUGUGAUUGGGAUAAGAAAGAGGGGAGAAAGUUGACUUUUUCUUCUAUCAGUUGACUUGAAGAAUAAAGAGACAAUUGCAUAACAAAGCAAGCAUUUUUCCAACAUGGGUUCUCUUUGCACCAAGCUUCUUCCUUGUUGUCUAGCUUCAUCGCAAGAUUCAUCGGUUACCGAAGAUCCGAAAGCUGGGAACAAGGAUGAGGAUGCGAGUGACCCGAAUGCAUUUAAAGAAUUCACAUUGGAGCAACUUAAAAACGCGACAUCUGGUUUCGCUGUUGAGAACAUUGUUUCUGAGCAUGGUGAAAAGGCUCCAAAUGUCGUUUAUAAAGGGAAGCUCGAGAAUCAAACGCGGAUAGCUGUAAAGCGGUUUACUGGAUCUGCUUGGCCUGAUGCUCGACAAUUUUUGGAAGAAGCAAGAUCUGUGGGGCAGCUGCAUAACGUUCGGCUGGCGAAUCUUCUUGGUUGCUGCUACGAAGAUGACGAGAGGCUACUUGUUGCUGAAUACAUGCCCAAUAACACACUCGCCAAACAUCUUUUUCACUGGGAAUCACAACCGAUGAAAUGGGCGAUGAGGUUACGCGUUGUUCUACAUCUUGCAGAAGCUCUUGAAUAUUGUACGAGUAAAGGUCGUGCUCUUUAUCAUGACCUCAACGCUUACCGUGUCUUGUUUGACGAGGAAGGUAAUCCAAGACUUUCGUGUUUCGGGCUUAUGAAGAAUAGCAGGGAUGGGAAAAGUUAUAGUACUAAUCUUGCAUUUACACCACCCGAGUAUUUGAGGACUGGGAGGGUGACGCCAGAAAGCGUCAUAUAUAGUUUCGGGACUCUUUUGCUUGAUCUUCUUAGUGGGAAACAUAUACCUCCUAGCCAUGCUCUUGACUUAAUAAGGGACCGAAACCUUCAAAUGCUUACGGAUUCAUGUCUAGAGGGACAAUUCUCUAAUGAUGAUGGAACCGAGUUGGUGCGUUUGGCUUCUCGUUGUUUACAAUAUGAACCCCGAGAGCGUCCAAAUCCAAAAUCGGUAGUGGCUGCUCUUAUUUCUCUUCAAAAGGAGACCGAGGUUCCUUCAUACACUUUAAUGGGAAUUCAAACAACUACUUCGUUCUCACCUCGAUCUCCACUUGGUGAAGCUUGUUUAAGAAUGGAUUUUACUGCAAUUCAUGUGGUCAUGGAAAAGCUUUCGUAUAAAGACGACGAAGGACAAACAACCGAGCUCUCAUUUCAAAUGUGGACUGAUCAAAUGCAAGAGUCACUAAACUCGAAAAAGAAGGGUGAUGCUGCAUUUCGACACAAAGACUUUACAACCGCAAUUCAGUGCUAUACCCAAUUCAUUGAACAUGGACCAACGGUAUCUCCAACUGUAUACGCUAGGCGUAGUUUAUCUUACCUUAUGAACGACAUGCCUCAAGAGGCGUUAAGUGAUGCCAUGCAAGCGCAAGUCAUCUCACCCGUGUGGUACAUUGCUUCAUAUCUACAAGCCGCCGCACUUUUCGCCCUUAAAAUGGAAACCGAAGCCCAUGUGGCACUUAAGGAGGGUGCCACCCUUGAAGCCAAGAAAACCGGACUCACUACACAUGGACAAUGACCAAGUUGUUGCCGUUGUAGCAUACUGUAAAUCUUUGGUAUUUAUACUGGAUCUUUGUAUCUUUUAAAUGAAGUAUGAGAUUGAGAACCGAUGAAAGAUGGUUCGGUUCCUUCGUAUGUGUCGAAAUGACGCUUUUGCCCUUGGGUUUUAUGUUGAUUUUUUUGGUUACAUGGUUCUGAUAGUAAAGCAAGCAAGAACUCACAUUUGUAGUUUGUUUACAUAAUGAACAUUUUUCCCUCUCUUUGUU
This is a messenger RNA of Helianthus annuus (common sunflower), 2445 nucleotides long. RefSeq names its product serine/threonine-protein kinase BSK7. Gene Ontology annotation, biological process: brassinosteroid mediated signaling pathway; protein phosphorylation. NCBI's taxonomy places the organism in Eukaryota, Viridiplantae, Streptophyta, Magnoliopsida, Asterales, Asteraceae. Gene Ontology annotation, molecular function: protein binding; protein kinase activity; ATP binding. The record is from RefSeq and is a predicted model, not a curated record. The transcript has 11 exons. Bases 723 to 2198 code for a protein of 491 amino acids.